This is a messenger RNA of Camellia sinensis, 1373 nucleotides long. RefSeq lists its product as uncharacterized. Gene Ontology annotation, molecular function: ubiquitin binding. The record is from RefSeq and is a predicted model, not a curated record. Lineage: Eukaryota; Viridiplantae; Streptophyta; Magnoliopsida; Ericales; Theaceae.
UCCAUCUAUUCCACCUCUUGGUCCAGAAAGGCGAGAAAAGGGUGUCUUGGAAGAAAAAGCUUUCGUAUCUCUCUCUCUCUCUCUUCAAUCCCAUACACAAUCGCAACGUCAAAACCCUAAUCCUAAUUUCUGAAACACCACCGAUCAUCAUUAUCAUCAAUCGGAAUUGUGAGAGAUUUGAAUCCAUUUUGAAACGGAAUUGGAGAGAACAAAAGCAAAUAGAAUUGCAGACGGAGAUCUCGAACAAUGUCUGCAAUUGUGUGCGGCAAGAGAUCUUUCUUCGAAGACCUCCCUUCAUCUCCUCAAUCCUCCUCUUCAUCGCCUCCUGUUUCCAAGCGGCUUCGCUGCUUUUCUUCCACCUCUCCUGUUCGAUUCUUCUCCAACUUUCCCUCUCUCUUCGAUCAGCUCCGAGCUCGUUUCCCUGACAUGGACGAUCAGCUUAUUGAGAAGGCGUUAAAUGAAUGUGACAAUGAUUUAGAUGCGGCUAUUAAGAGCCUGCAUGAGCUUUCUCUUGGAUAUGGGGUGGGAAACACAGAUUCUGCUGAAGAAUCAAAUGCAAAUAUGGAGAAAGGUACAACGACGACUGAUGGAGAUACAGCUCCUUCAGCCCAAAACAAUCUUCACAUGGAUGGUGCAGAGUGGGUGGAAUUGUUUGUGAGGGAAAUCACGAGUGCUACUAGCAUGGAUGAUGCUAGAUCCCGUGCUGCAAGUUUGCUGGAGAGUUUAGAGCAGUCUAUUAGUGUUCGAGCUGGUACUGAGGCAGCUCAAAGUUAUCACAAGGAGAAUUUGAUGCUCAAGGAACAAAUUGAAGUUAUCUUCCGCGAGAACACAAUUCUCAAACGUGCUGUGGCUAUUCAGCAUGAACGUCAGAAAGAGUACGAUUAUAAGAAUCAAGAGGUGCAGCAUUUGAAGCAGUUGGUGUCUCAGUAUCAGGAGCAAUUGAGAACGCUUGAGGUGAAUAACUAUGCAUUGACAAUGCAUUUGCAGCAGGCUCAGCAAAAUAACUCUAUACCUGGACGCUUCAAUCCUGAUAUCUUCUAAUGAAGAGAGGGAACUUAAAAGCAAAGUCAAUAAAACAAGCUUGAUUAUCAGUUCAAACACAUGGGUGUUUGUCAAAGAAACAAUGUUUGUUUGUUUUGUUUGUUGCAAGAAUGAAGUAAGUACUAGGGCUGGAAGGUAAAGAUGUGUAGGUUUCGCUGCUUUUGCCCUCCAUCUUUCUGCUUCAAAGUCUAGGUUGUGAUAGUCAUAACCUCAAUCAAGGUUAUGGUUGAUUAAAAAAAUUUAAGGUCUUUUUAAGUUAUUAUGGAUGCUAUUUUAUCUCUAGCAGCGGAGAUUUGGUGUGCCUUUUUUUUUCGGCUCUUGGAGCUUUUGAA